AUGGCUUCUUCCGUUGGCUCCGAUGUCUUCGCCAUUCUCGCCCUCCUGACCAUCUCGUCCGCCGUCCUCCUUCUCCUGCGACAUUAUCUCCCUCUCCGAUCAACUCCCGCCUUCCUACUCGUCCCCAUCUUCUUUGCACUGGUCCUACCUACUAGCGCAUUACUUCUUGUCCCCAUCGACCUUGCUUCCAGCGCCAGAGUAUCCAACCAUGGUGGAAAAGGUGUUUGGCUGCCUCAAAGAGCAGUUCUGGUCUCCUGGAGGAUUGUUUACUGGUUGACCUUUGUCCUAACAUGGCUGGUGUUGCCCCUACUGGCCGAAUACAUGGACGCUGGUUACCGAGAUCCGAAAUCCCGCCUGAUAUACUCCUUGCGCUCCAACGCUAGAUACCAAUUGAUCGUGCUCUCAUGCGCCGUGGUGGGUCUGAUAUACAUGAUCUUUUCCUAUGGCUUCGAUUUUACGGCCAUCAAGGCCCUGGUCAUGGCCCUGGCUUAUGUCUGGGGUUUGAUCCUCGCUAUAUAUUUGAUGGGUCAUGGUCUUGUCGCUCUUCCAAGAAAGAUGUUCCGGAAGGCCGAUACAAGUGGUAGCCUGCGCCGAGUCCAAGGCCAUGCCCCUCGUGUCCACGAGAAACUCCAAGAUGCAAUUUCCGCUCUCGACGAACUGGAUGCGCAAGUCACCCAACUCAAACAGAGAAAGACGGGCACUGCUCGUGAUUUUGCCGAAUGGAUUGAUGAACUAGCCGAUUUGGCAGGGCCUCCUGAUUCACGCCUUUUUAUUCCUCCUACUCCCACCGAAUCGAUCACAUCGGUUCCUGCCGUGAUCACCGAGAGGUACUUGGCUGAUCUGACCAGACGAUUAAUCAGGGCCAAAUCUCGAAGGGCGAGAUAUAUUCAUGAGUGGGACAAUAUCGUCCGAUCGGCCUCGGAUCUCCAGACCAUUCUUGACUCCAAAGCCUCCAAGAAACUCAAUUUUGGCCGAUCUACCUCCUUCAUCACUCCCUACAUGCGCUACCACUUAUAUGUCCAUGUCAUUCCUGCUUUUCGAAUCGCUCUCGGAGCCAUCUCCUCCCUCGCAUCCGUCGCCAUCAUUUGGUCCGAGAUCAUCAAAUUUCCCGCUCCCCACUUAUCUGCCGUCAGUCUUACCGUCAUUCAUCAUCCGAGCGAUGAUAACUAUCAGAUUGGUUUCGGGGGACAACUUCUUGCCUCCCUCUGGAUCACCUACAUGUGCGUCUGCGCUCUCAGCAGUGUCAAUGACGUCCCAACCUGGAAUCAACGCGCUCUGGUGAAACGCAAUACUUACGCAGAGUCAGCUUGUUGGUACGCGGGACAAAUUGCGAAAUUGACGGUCCCCUUGGCUUACAAUUUCCUAACUUUCCUUCCCCGUAACAUCCACCAGAAUUCGACAUUUUACAACUUCCUUGGACGAUUGAUCAACCUCACUCCCCUGGGAACCUGGUUUGAUUACCUCUUUCCAAUAUUCAUCCUCCUCCCUGUUUGCGCCACACUAUUCAAUCUAUACAGCAAGAUUAAAAACAUCCUCGGCUUUGGCAUUCUCGAAGAUGACGAAGGUGAAGAAGAGAACCCUUCCGGUUUUGGCACCGGAGGAUGGAGAGAGGGUAGAAAUCUCAUCAACCAAGACCUCCAAGGCAACCGGUCAACUACAUUGGGCUUACGGGAGUCUCCACGAGUGUCUCUGGACACCAGCCGUCCAUCUCGCGCAGCACCUACACGCUGGGUUCCUCCCUCAGAAAGAACCACCGCAUCAGCUCGCAAUGACGGAGGAUCAGGGGCGGUAUCAUCGACCCGAAUAGCCGGCUCCACGCCUCGAAGCCGUCCCGACUUAGAGCCCGAACCCGAAGAAGAGAACUUCUUCACUCUCUUCGGCCGCCGCGUCAAGAAUACCCUGGACACCGUUUCUAUCGACACGCCAAAAUGGAUGCAGCCGAGUCCCACCAGCCCCAAUCAACCCUCGUCCGGCGGCUUCAAGCGGCCGAAAUGGUUCACCGCCGGUGACGGCGAUGGCGACGACUCCAGCACCAAUAACGGUGCGGCAAGUAACUUCCUCGGCUUCUUCGGCGGCGGUGGCGGUGGCAGCAACAGUAAUAGUGGCGGCGGAGGAGGCCGGAUCGUUAUAUGA
This is a messenger RNA of Exophiala bonariae, 2133 nucleotides long. RefSeq lists its product as uncharacterized. The record is from RefSeq and is a predicted model, not a curated record. The transcript has a single exon. Lineage: Eukaryota; Fungi; Ascomycota; Eurotiomycetes; Chaetothyriales; Herpotrichiellaceae. Gene Ontology annotation, cellular component: membrane. Bases 1 to 2133 code for a protein of 710 amino acids.